AUGUCUAAAUGCGACAAUUGUGAUAAGUCCAUAACAAAAAAGUCACCUAGGCUUGAGUGCAACAAAUGUGGAAAAAUAGUACACGCCAAUCAAUUAUGCACAGGCCUAUCUACGAAGCAGCUAUCAGCUCUGCGCAAUGCUCAAAACCUGGAGUGGACAUGUGAAGACUGUCGUAAGGAAUCACCUAAUCGUAAGUCUUUCAUAAUUCCGGAGGACGAUGACGAUGACACUGAUGGGAAUCAGCUGGGCGAAAGCGGUUCGACAGCGAUGAGUAAAUUACUUCGUGAUAUCUCACUUGAGGUAAAGAAAGCAGUGAAGAAGGAAUUGGCUUCUGUGAACGAAUCCUUAAGCUCAUGGUGUAUAAAAAUGGAUACUAUAAAUGAUACACUGGAAAUCCUGACUGAGAACGUUAAAGACUUGGAGAAGAAAAACAUGUACUUGACAAAUCAAAAUACCCACCUGGAAUUAGUAAUUGGACAAGAAAUCAGAAAUAUGUAA
This is a messenger RNA of Parnassius apollo (apollo), 498 nucleotides long. The record is from the annotation of a GenBank genome assembly. Lineage: Eukaryota; Metazoa; Arthropoda; Insecta; Lepidoptera; Papilionidae.